AGGACUUGCUCUUUCCCCCAAAUAAAAAUGGAAAAGUCCAUUUGCUACAAUUUUAUGCAGCAACGGCACCCUAUGUCUUGCAGCGACUACAGUUCUAUCACCUUUGGCUGCUGCCACGAGAUGUUCCACAAGUAUAGUGACGAUCAUGCACUUCAUCGAUUUGAAUCACCAAUGCCAUGGAUCGGCAUCUAUAUUGCAGCUGCAUCACUAGUCUGCUCCCUUGCAAUGGCUGCUGACGUCUUCCACGGGUUUCACCACAGAAAACUCUGGUUUCCGUGCAAAUUUUUCACUCUCAAUGCCGCUUCCCUCACAUUAUUAGCUGUAGCAAUGAAGCUGCCGGUGGAUCUAAGUACCAGCAUGACAACGGCUGAAGAUCAGCUUGCGAAACUUAGCAGCACCACUUUCAUGUCCACAGCAAUGGGUAAUUUUCUGCCGUCUUUCGGAACUAUGAAUGACAAAGAAAUUUUCGUGAACAUAACAGCCUUGGCUAUUUUCGUGAUCACCAUUUUUGUUAAUAUCUGCAUCCAAUUAACUACGCUGGUAAUAAAUCCUUUUUUCGUGGUAGAACACAUUGCAGCUCUGUCUUUCAUGCUUGUUUUGCUUGUAAUUUCGGGUUUCACAGCUUUGACUGUUUCCACCACUAAAAAGCGUUUACAACUGAAUUAUGAUGACAUGCACAAAAAAAAAUUGGUAGAUGAAUCAGAGGAAACCGAAAAGCUUACAAUUGAGAAAUUGAAAGAGAAUGUAAAAAAGUAUUGGAUGAUGGCAGAGACUAGUAGCCCACAAUUCGUUAUAGCUCGUUCUGUCACCUGCUAUGCUUCAGGGGCAAUCUGUUUGCUCGCUGUAGUCACUUUUGCAGAAGCGUACCUCAGGCUGCGCAAGAGUAACCCCGAGGAGUACAAAGCUUAUAAAGGGAGUAGUCUUGAAUCAGGCGGUUAUAGUUGGUCAACCAUUGUGGUUCUUGUGAUUCAGUGUUUUGGGGUGUUUGUAGGUACAAUUGCCCCAACAUUUAGAUCGUUUACAGCCAUAAGAUUAAGGUGCCCAGAGAAAAGAGUCAAGAGCAACAAAUCUGAAUUGAAAAUAGAGACUUACUGGAUCGAAAGGCUAGUAGGGUGGAGAGAGAGCCCCAUAGCUUUACAAGUUCGGGGCCAAAAAUUCAGAAAACUUGUUCAUAAAACCAAGAAUCUAAUUGUAAAUAUCUUUAUAGGAAUUCAAAUUAUGAUUGUCAAGGGCAGCAAAUUAAUUUUGGUCAUCUCUAUUUUCUUAACGAGUCUGUUGAUCUCAUUUGGGCAGAAGCUCGGAUGUAAACCAACCGUCUCAAACAAUUACACAGAACCUGAAUGGAGGGCUCGUACAAAACUAGAUCUUAGCCGUUAUGUUUUGUAUCUUGAAGGCGAGGAGGAACUUCCCUUACAGAUAAUGGAGAAUAACAGGGACGCGACCAAUCAUUUUAUUCAGAAGGGUAAAAAGCAGCAAUCAAAAUAUUUGAAAGAGCUUAUAGAUCGAUCUACUUCUUUUAUGGGAGUGGCCAAGUUUGAUAGUAACCAAGUUCCACCUCUAGCUUCUGAAGAACCUCCCAAUUGUUGGUCUCUUCCUGUGAUUACACUAACAAGUAUUGCCGUUGCACUUCCAAACAAUGAAAAUCACAAGGUGAACGAGUUGCUUCAAAGUGUGAGAGAAGGCCUCUUGUUUGUCAACCUUGUAGAAAAGAUUUUGGAUGCCAAAGGAGACUUGGUGAACAUCAAAAAUACUGCCGACAUAGUGUGGUUAGGAGUUGAUCUCUUCCGGAAGUGGCUAGAUGAAGAUCUCAGAAAAAUCGCUCUUGAAAGAAAAACCUCAAAGGAGACGCUGGAGAGACUUCUUGACAUAUCAAGAAGUAUUGUCAUGGAAUUCAAGGCAAACCUGAAUGGGAAGGAGAACCCUUUGAAGUGGCCCAUGAAGGUUAUUGCUGCUAAUUCAAUGUACAGAAUCAGCCAAACUUUGCUGCUAGACCAAGAAGGCAGCAAAGAUCGGAUGGAUCAUGAAAGACUGUUUGAUCAAUUAUCUGUUAUGGUUGCCGAUAUAUUGGGUGCUUGCCUUACCAACAUGCCACGUGUUAUAACUACAAAAUGCUUUUGCAGUGCCAUAGAAGAAAGGGAGAAAAGUGUUCAGCAUGCAGCUCAUCUUCUUGGUGAAACUGAAGAGAUUCUCGAAAUCCUUCAACAGCGUGAACUUCCUAGUCUGAAUCCUGAUCAGGCGGCUGAUAUCGAUGAGUGGCGUGCUUCAAUGAAGAAGAAAGAUCCCUCGGCUUUUACUUCUUCAUCCAACAGUGGUUCAUCCUCUUCUGGUUCUUGUCAGUUGCAUAUAGCUAUUGAGUAGGUGGGAUGCUUGAGAAAACACAAGCACAUUAUGCCAUCGCUAGUGUUUGGAUUUGUUGGAAAUCAAGGAGUGUAGUGUGAGCUGUAGUGCAGUUUGGAGUUGCUGGAGGUGUUUUUGGGAUCCUGUUUCCUUUUGCUGGUGGUGUAAUUUUCUUUGCAUCUUAUUUUUUGUUUGGCUGUUCCUUUCUGUAAUAUGGUGAAAAUCUAGUUCAAUAGCCUUUGUAGUGGUGAUUGGACAUCAUAUAAUAAACACAGAAAAUGUAGGUGGAUUUCGUCUAUUUUAUAUAUAUAU
Messenger RNA from Cornus florida, 2649 nucleotides. RefSeq lists its product as uncharacterized. The record is from RefSeq and is a predicted model, not a curated record. Lineage: Eukaryota; Viridiplantae; Streptophyta; Magnoliopsida; Cornales; Cornaceae. Bases 28 to 2358 code for a protein of 776 amino acids. The transcript is spliced from 2 exons.